This is a messenger RNA of Lactuca virosa, 686 nucleotides long. The record is from the annotation of a GenBank genome assembly. Lineage: Eukaryota; Viridiplantae; Streptophyta; Magnoliopsida; Asterales; Asteraceae.
GGGCAGGGCUUAGGUUUAGGUUUAGAUCAGAAUAAAAGAUUUUAGAAUUUCUCGAUUCUCUCUCCGCUCUUGCUCUGCUCGCUUUCUCUCAAGUUCUCUCGGCCGCUCUCUUGCUCCCAGUAAUGGAGCCUCCAAGUCGCAGGUUUUUUGAAAUUGAGGUUAAAGGCCUUCAACCAUUUGAUUUUAAGGUUGGCGAAGGCGAAUUUGUUGCUUUUACUGAGGCUCUUCUUCAAAAAACAGACGAAAAAAUAAAGAAGGUUGAGAGGAUUCGAAGGAAAAUUAGAAUAAUAACAGAAAGGAAGAUCUUCAGAGGCAACGAGGCAUAGGGAGCAUAGGGAGGUGAUCUUUUUUGACCUGAUGGACGGUUUUGCCCUUGUGUGUUGUUGAGGGUGGUUAUUGUUAAUCUUCACAGACACUACUUCUUAGUUCAUGGGAUGCAUCUCAUGGUUUGCUCUUGCUUUCUUCUAGCUGUUGUGCCAACUCACAUCAACUAACACAUAGAAAGGAUAUAAUACAGUUUCAGGUUGGAUUUGGGUACAAGUAGAAAUCCAAUGCCAAGUAGAUAAGAGAGAUUCAGAAGUAGAGUUUAUAACCACCUUCAACCUUCUUUGUUCUCUGCAAUAUCAUGAUUUCUGUUUUGGGGUAGUUUCAACUGUUUUUUCUUUGUUAAAAGAUUAUGAUGGGGC